AUGACUAAUAGUACCCAUGCCUCACCGCAUUUCAGCGAUGUCAUACUGGACAACAAGGCCAUCAGUGGUAUCACAGGGUCUAUAUCUAUAAGUUUUUGGAUUAUUGUGUUUGUUCCCCAGAUAUAUGAAAAUUACGUCAGAAAAUCCUCUGAAGGUUUAUCUUUGUUAUUUGUCGUUUUAUGGUUAGCUGGUGAUGUCUUUAAUGUCCUUGGUGCUAUUUUACAACAUGUUUUACCAACAAUGAUCAUAUUGGCAAUUUACUAUACCCUUGCUGAUCUAAUACUACUAGGUCAGAUCUUCUUAUACGGUGAUGGGUCUCAAGUUGAUCCUGUUCAUUUAUCUCCAGCUAAUCCUUUAUCUGAAAAUAUAUUUGAUGAAGUUUUAGGUGAUCAAGAAUCUCAAUCAACUACAUCUAUUCAAUACUCUCAACUGGAACAAGGUGGUGUUUCAAACACAAAGCAAUCAAAUAAGAAAUCAAGAAAGAGAACUUUGAUUGAAAGUUCAUUGAUUUUUUUCGUUAUACUUUCAGGUAUAAUUGGUUGGUACAUUUCAUAUAAUCCUGACCAGGACCAAGAUGGUGAUGAUGAUGAUGAAUUAAAAUUUGAUUUCCUUGCACAGUUCUUUGGUUGGUUAUCAGCUAUAUUAUAUCUAGGUUCAAGAAUGCCUCAAAUUUUAUUAAAUUUUAAAAGAAAAUCUUGUGAAGGUAUUUCAUUUUUAUUUUUCCUUUGUGCAUGUCUGGGUAAUUUAACCUAUGUUAUCUCCAUUUUAUCAAUCAGCGUGGACCCAUAUUUCUUAUUGGUCCAAUCAAGUUGGUUGGCUGGCUCAAUAGGUACAUUAUCCUUGGAUUUUGUCAUUUUUGUUCAAUUUUUCCUGUAUAAUAGAGAUGGUGAAGAUAGUGAUGAUAGUGAUAUUGAUGAAAUCACUGAUUAG
This is a messenger RNA of Hansenula anomala, 930 nucleotides long. It is a transcript of the gene YPQ1, whose product is annotated as cationic amino acid transporter. Gene Ontology annotation, biological process: basic amino acid transmembrane export from vacuole. Bases 1 to 930 code for a protein of 309 amino acids. Gene Ontology annotation, cellular component: fungal-type vacuole membrane. The record is from RefSeq and is a predicted model, not a curated record. The transcript is spliced from 3 exons. Lineage: Eukaryota; Fungi; Ascomycota; Saccharomycetes; Phaffomycetales; Wickerhamomycetaceae.